AUGAAAUGGUCAAGCUUUUUGAGGUUUCUAGGAAUAUCCUCAGGCGUUGGAGAGACUUAUCCAGAUGCAAACUACGUCGGGACUCUUGAUAAAAAAGAAGUUACAAUAUACAACACAUCGCAACCCACCUAUCGUCUUAUAUAUGAUCACCAUGUACAGGGCAUUCGCUUUCUAAAUCUUCAGGCAAUAAAGAAAAACAAGCAGCACAUUAAUGCAAUUAUGGUUCUAUCUAAGACCGGCGGGGGCGGAGACACAUACAAAAUACUUAUUAAGCCAGGAGACCGCAGGGCCUCCCUUAAAAACAAAACGCAGAAACUUUUGUGUGUAGUUCGGAAUGACUAUAAAGUUACAGCCUGUAAGGCAGAUAGCAGCCCGAGCGCAUACACGAUGGAAUGGCAAAUUAAGCCUUUUGUAAAUGGGUACAAACUACAAGACAAAGACAGCCAGUAUUGUUUGGUUAGAACAACAGACAAUGGUAUACUAACCAUGGAGUCAUGCAGCAAGUCUACGCCAGAGCAUCGAUUUGAUAUGCUAGAGGUUGCAGACGAUCCGUACAAGCACCUAUAUCUAUCAGGAAGUCAGCUGCUGGCGUAUGAGAUGCAGGGCUCUGGGGGAGGUGGUGGGUCUUUGCCGGAGUGGAUGAUGAAUGGGCUGGCAGGAACUGGCAACAGCCACGGUCCACCUCCAGAUGAGCAAGGCCACACCUGGCCGCACCAAAACGAUGGGUAUGGGAAGAAUGGAAAUCCAAAUGAUCCAAGCAGCAUGAAUUCACACUGGGGGCAUAACAACAGACAGCCAUGGAAUGGCUCCAACACACCGACAAACGGGCUGUAUGGCCCGGGGAAUCAAUACUGGCCUAAUAAACCCGGUGCAAAUGGGUAUAAUCCAUACUGUCCGCCAACUGCAAACAACAAUGGGAAUGGUCCAGGGUUUAACAACGGAAAUAAUGGCUGGGGAGGCAACAAUGGAAACCAUAACAACGGAUACGGCCCAGGGUCUAAUAAUGGAAACAAUAAUGGUCCAUGGGGAGGUAAUAAUGGCAAUGGCAAUGGAUACGGCCCAGGCUUUAAUAAUAACAAUGGCUGGGCUGGAAAUGGCAACCAUAACCAUGGAGGUAACGGCUGGGGAGGCAAUAAUGGAAGCAAUAACAAUGGAUAUGGUCCUGGGUUUAAUAAUGGAAACAAUAAUGGCCCAUGGAGUGGAAACAAUGGAAACAACGGCGGCUGGGGUGGAAACAAUGGAAACAGCGGCGGCUGGGGUGGCAGCAAUGGAAAUAAUGGCGGCUGGGGUGGAAACAAUGGAAAUAAUGGGUAUGGCCCUGGAGCUAGCAAUGGAAACAAUGGCCCGUGGAGAGGAAAUCAGUUCCAUAAUAACAUGAUAGCUGCCAUGAACAGAGGCAAGGGUGUGAUUGAUCUGCACGACCUUGGAAAUAACAUUGGAAAGCUCAAGGACAUAGUGAAAACAUUAAAAUCCUUCUGCAAUGAAUCAUUCAGCGAAUUCGGUAUAUGCGCACCAUCUAACAACAUCUCAAGCAUGAGCCCGAACGAGCUUCAAAAACUUAUAAAGCAGCACAUGGAACAGGCAUAUCAGAAACCCCCCAGUGAAUAUUCUCCAAACAAUACCCACGCCCACAGAAACAAUGCACCGCAUGAUGAAUAUUCUCGAUACCAUCAGCAAGAUGGCAUUAAUUCACACCACCAAAGACAUCCAAUGCAUCCUCAUCGCUACAGGCAUCCUAGGCACGAUGAAAAUAUAGAAGAGCAUGGGCCAAGGCACAGAAGGCAUGCAGUCUACCGCCAUACAUCCCCCAGGCCAAAAAGGCCCUAUAUAUCAGAUGAUAACCAAGACAGCGACUAUGAAAAUUGCGACUAUGUAGAUAAAACUAUGAAUAAGCAUAGAAAACCCAGAAUAAAGCAUGAUAAAUACGGAAGAAAGCUGAAGUGCUACCCAUUGCAUGAUUUAGAUGAAGCCAGGCUGUCAUCUCAUCGGAAUAGAAGGCGAAUAACCCAUGAUGAUCCCUACUAUAGAGAGCACGAUACAACAGAAUACGAUGAAGAAUCUCCCUAUAGAAAGAAGCAUUUUGAUGAUCGGCAAAAAAGACACCAAUCUUAUGAUUAUUAGUCGCUUGAUGGGCUGGACUAAUCUUCUUUUUACAUAAUAUUCUGCGUUGAUUUCGGGUCAGUCGCCUUGCCU
This is a messenger RNA of Nematocida parisii ERTm1, 2193 nucleotides long. RefSeq lists its product as uncharacterized. The record is from RefSeq and is a predicted model, not a curated record. The coding region runs from base 1 to 2121 and encodes 706 amino acids. Lineage: Eukaryota; Fungi; Microsporidia. The transcript has a single exon.